GUCAAUGUCAUUAACACGUGUUUUUGUUUAUCUCCAAUCAAGAAAUUGAUAAAAAUAAUAAUUGAAAAAUGCCGGCUACAGUACACAACGACGUGCUAAUAUACAAAGGCAGUAAUUUAUUUAGACAACGGCUUCUGCUUUCCACACUAAGCGGUCGAGCUAUAAAGAUUGAAGAGAUUCGAAGUUCGCAUGAUGACCCUGGUUUGAGGGAGUACGAAGUGAAUUUAGUACGCCUUCUGGAUAAGGUUACUAAUGGUUCGAGGGUGGAGCUAAGUGAAACUGGUACCUCGAUGUACUAUCAGCCAGGGAUAUUGAUCGGUGGUCAAGUUUCACACAGUUGUUGCACUCAGAGAGGAAUAGGUUACUAUCUAGAAAUUCUACUAGCUCUAGGCCCGUUCUGCAAGGAGCCUCUCAACGCAGUGUUGCAAGGUGUCACACAUCAUGACCUGGACGUGUCAGUGGACAAAGUGAAGACAGCUGCAUUACCAAUACUGCUUAAGUUCAUACUGGUUGAUGAUGGGUUGGAGCUUAAAGUUGUUAGGAGAGGCGCCCCUCCUCUCGGCGGCGGUGAGAUAGUGUUCAAAUGCCCCGUGCGGCGACAUCUGCGCCCCCUGCAGUGGUCCACCUGGGGCCUGGUGAAGAGAAUCCGUGGCGUGGUGUAUGCGCUGAGAGUGUCCCCUACCAUGGCCAAUAGAGUCGUGGAGGCAGCUAAGGGGGUAAUGCUAAAGUUUCUUCCGGACGUUUACAUAAACACAGACCAGUGCCGGGGCCCCAACGCGGGCAAGAGCCCCGGCUUUGGCAUCAGCUUAUUGGCUGAGACCAACGAGAAGACAUUUUACUGCGCUGAAGCUAAAUCACCUGAAGCAGGCUCGGGCGAGACUAUAUUACCUGAAGACUUAGGCCGCGAGUGCGCUAUGAAACUACUAGAUGAAAUACAUCGCGCCGGCACAGUCGACUCGGCCUUCCAGUGGAUAGUAGCGCUGUGGAUGUCGCUAGGACAGAAGGACGUCAGCGAGUGUGUGGUGGGCCCCCUGUCAGACUACACUAUCAAAUUCCUGCAACACCUCAAAGAGUUUUUCGGAGUGAUGUUCAAGCUAGAAGUCCUGAGAUCUGACGACGAUGAAGAUAGUUCUGACGACGAAGAAAAAGUGACAACUGCACAGAAGAUUAAAAUGACUUGUGUCGGUAUAGGCUAUGUUAAUAUUAGUAAGAGGACGCUAUAAAUAAAUAGUUUUAUGUUUAU
Molecule: messenger RNA, 1243 nt
Organism: Maniola jurtina (meadow brown)
Lineage: Eukaryota; Metazoa; Arthropoda; Insecta; Lepidoptera; Nymphalidae
Gene: Rtc1
Product: probable RNA 3'-terminal phosphate cyclase-like protein
Exons: 7
Coding region: 69-1223 (384 amino acids)
Biological process (GO): ribosome biogenesis; endonucleolytic cleavage of tricistronic rRNA transcript (SSU-rRNA, 5.8S rRNA, LSU-rRNA)
Cellular component (GO): nucleolus
Molecular function (GO): RNA endonuclease activity
Source: RefSeq, a predicted model, not a curated record